This is a messenger RNA of Protopolystoma xenopodis, 336 nucleotides long. The record is from the annotation of a GenBank genome assembly. NCBI's taxonomy places the organism in Eukaryota, Metazoa, Platyhelminthes, Monogenea, Polystomatidea, Polystomatidae.
AUGAAUAGUUUUAAUGGUGUAAAUUGCCGGUUUUCGACUAUUCAGCCAGACCCAGCUGUUCUCAAUUGCCAGCCUCAUGCAAAUAUUUACAUAGUGUUUGUUCUUUUUCAGGGCAUUGAGGUGAAAUUUGAUCGUCUCGAUAUGGACUCACGUCGGUACGACCGCAGCCAGCUGAGGCGUCCCUACACUAAAUAUUUUGGUACACUUCAGAUUUCGAAUAUCCAGUUCGAGAAUGAAGGCGUUUACAGUUGUCUGGUGCAGACUCCUCUCGCCUCAACCGAGCGGAAGGCCAUCGUUCGCAUCGCUGGUCCUCCGGGACCUUGUGCAGGUAAAUGA